Odontomachus brunneus is the source of this 890-nucleotide messenger RNA. RefSeq names its product dehydrogenase/reductase SDR family member 4-like. Gene Ontology annotation, molecular function: carbonyl reductase (NADPH) activity. The record is from RefSeq and is a predicted model, not a curated record. The coding region runs from base 44 to 868 and encodes 274 amino acids. The transcript is spliced from 5 exons. Lineage: Eukaryota; Metazoa; Arthropoda; Insecta; Hymenoptera; Formicidae.
CGCAAGUGACACGUUUGCUCUACAUCUGCUUACAAUUUCUACAAUGUUGCGUGUUGCAUUUAAUCAAGUUGUUCGAAAAUGCAGCACUAACGCCUGCAAAAUGGUGAAGUGUAAGCGGCUAGAAGGAAAAGUCGCAAUCGUGACAGGCUCGACAAAUGGUAUAGGUUUCUCUAUAGCGAAGCGUUUAGCACAGGAAGGUGCUAAGGUAAUGAUUAGCAGCCGCAAGGAAUCGAACGUGAAGAAAGCCGUGGAGGAACUCAAAUGCGCAAAACUGCAAGUCUCGGGCACCGUGUGCCACAUAGGAAAGACGACAGACAGAAAAAAUCUACUUGAAAAAACCAAGGCUGACUUUGGAGGUCUAGAUAUCCUGGUGUUUAACGCGGCUGUUAGUCCAGCACUUGCCACGGUGCUAGAAAGUACAGAAAAGAUGUGGGACAAAAUUUUUGAUACCAACGUUAAGUCGACCUUCCUGCUCAUGAAGGAAUCCCUGCCGCUCCUCAAAUGCAGUAAAUCAGCUUCUAUUAUUAUCGUGACCUCAGUGGCGGCGUAUCAGCCUAUCGACAUCGUAGGCGUAUAUUCAAUCAGCAAAACCGCUCUGAUGGGGCUGUGCAAAGCCACCGCGGAGGAUCUCGCGUGCGAUAGGAUUCGCAUAAACUGCAUUGCGCCGGGGGUUAUAAAGACCAACUUUUCCAAAGCGUUAUACGAGUCGGAGGCAGCACGCGAGACCGCCGUGUCAAGUAUUAGUAUGGGAAGAAUGGGGAUGCCAGAUGAAAUUGCGAGCGUAGCCGCGUUUCUAGCGAGUGACGACGCUUCCUACAUCACUGGCGAGUCUGUAGUGGUGGCGGGCGGAAUGAAAUCUCGACUCUAGACUGCCUUUUAUACUCGAUCGA